Messenger RNA from Hordeum vulgare subsp. vulgare (domesticated barley), 3122 nucleotides. RefSeq lists its product as uncharacterized. The record is from RefSeq and is a predicted model, not a curated record. Lineage: Eukaryota; Viridiplantae; Streptophyta; Magnoliopsida; Poales; Poaceae. The transcript has 2 exons. The coding region runs from base 120 to 3122 and encodes 1000 amino acids.
CUGAUCGCCUACUGUUUGACAAAUUAGAAUGGAGAUUGCUAAAGAUCUGAGGGGUCGAUCUUGAGCCUGAAAAUGACUUCAUCCAGAGUUUAGAGACAGACAGAUCUAAUCGAUUCAUCAUGCGUACAGAGGUUAUCAAGGCAGACACCAUUGAUGAGGCCGUCAAUAGGCUUCUCGUUGAACUUAGGAAAGACACUACAAGCAGCAGAGAGAAUUCCAUCUACUUUGAUGGAUGGGAUGGUCUUGGGGCAUCUGCUGUCCUGCAAGCCAUAGCCAAACACCUUGGAGUAUCAAAUGAGACGUCAGCGAGGCCUGCAGGGCUGCAGUUUGAGAAAAUCAUCCACAUUGACUGCUCAAAGUGGGAGAGCAGAAGAGCAAUGCAGAGGGAAAUAGCAGAGCAGCUGAACCUCCCCAAUUGGGUGAUGGAUAUGUUUGACAAACAAGACGAGGAUGAUGAUUUCAAUGGGUUGGACCAGGGCUCCCGAACUGAGAUAGCACAAGUUGUCAGAGAGAUCUAUCAAAACACACAGAAUCAAAGAUUCUUAGUGAUUCUGCAUAAUGGAGGCAAUGAGGAGAUCGAUAUAUUCAAUUUUGGCCUUUCUCUAUAUGGAUAUGCUAAUAGCAAGAUGCUGUGGACUUUCCGAGGGAGGUUUCGGCUUGACCCCAAGAUAACAGACAAUGUGAAGAGCACAACAACACAUGUUCUUCUUUCAGCUUCAAGAUCUGGGCGAGAUCCACAAGAGCUUUGGUCUUAUCUAGUUCGCCAUGAGGCUGCACAACUUUUUUGCUAUAAGCAUAACCAUAUCUUCAUUGAUUCAGCGGUUGCUGCUGAGUGUGUCUUGUACAUGCUGAAACAGUAUUGCAUCGGCUCUCACAUCAUUGACUACGACUGGGCUAUACACACCAGUAACUAUUGGGUAUGCGAUGGGAUCAUCCCAUUUGCAGACAUUGACAAAGCAUGGAAAGUUGGUGAUGUUGUACAACACGAGGUGCGGUUGUUGAACAUUGACAAUGGACUUUGUAGUGAUGAAUCAACAAUAGUGCUAUCCUCUCACCUGACAAAGUUAGCCGAGCGCAUGCCAUACUGCAUUUCAACAGCAACUUGUGGAUUUGUACAGAGCCGCUUCAGUGUUAUUCUUGGAAACAUGUCUCAACACUCGCACGGUCUCCGCGUGCUCAAGCUCUCAUGGUGCACCUUCAGUUUCUCAUCACCUCCAUUCCUCUGUUGCCAUAGCUUGAGGUUCCUAUGGCUUGAGCACUGCCAAGAUGAUUUAACAAUGAUUGCGGCAAAUCAUCACCAUACAGAUGCGGACAAAAAGAAGGAUGACUUGGACAACAACAACACCGCUAGAUCGUGCUCAUGCUUUCAAAACUUGUGGGUGCUUGACGUGCGGUACACAGAUUGUGAUCAGAUCUUGUCAGCAAGGGUGAUGGAUCUCAUGACCCAGCUCAGGGAGCUAAACGUGAUGGGUGCUGAAAACUGGGACAUGAGCCAUUUGCAAGGACGGCUGCGUAACAUUCGCAAGCUCCGGGUAACAAACUCCACCUGCUUCUUCAACAACAACGUGUUCUCGGAGAUGGAAAGCAUGGAGCUUCUUGAUUUUUCGGGAAAUCACAUCACACAAGGCAUGACCAGCUUAUCUGGGCCAGCAAGCCUCAAGACCGCCACUAUUGAUGGAUGUGAUGGGUUAAAAAAUAUAUCUUUUAGGGGCUGCAAAGAAUUGGCAAAUGUGAUCUUGAAAGGAUUAUCGAGGGGUCUCGAGGAGCUGGAUCUUUCAGGCACAAGGGUGAAAAUCCUCAACCUCGGAGGAGCGAAAUACGUCCCCAAGCGAAUCAUCUUGCUAGACUCUGAGAAGCUCCGUGCAAUAUUGUGGCCACGGAGUGCGACAGAAAGUGGGCCAGAAAACUGUCCGAAAGUGGUGCACAUUGACACGGCCUCGCCAUCAACAUCAGCUUAUGGAGGGGAGGCACCACUUGCACAUCCACAUGCUGACCUAUCCCUCCACCAGCAAAAAGAAGAAAUAUUUAAGGGUGGAUGGCAGAUUUCUUUCACGGACACAAGGUUCCUUAGGUUGGUUUCUCCUGUAAAAGAAAGUUUUUUAUGGGUGUCAUCCUUACAUAUUGAUAUAUGUACUGCAGCUACCGUUGGUGGUAGCGACAUCCAAGAAACAAGUGACAAACUAGUGCAAGUCCAACAGCAUGCAAGUACCUUGAUGGACUCCAAUUACAGAGAUGCGUUGAAGGAUGGCCCAGUUGCAGCGAUGAUGAUGUGGGACUGCCCCAAGAUUUACACUCGAUCAGUUGAAUACACGUGUAUCAUAAAGAUGAUCAUGCACGGGCAUGGCAACAAAACUUUGGAUGAUGAUCAAGCUGCUAGUACUACCGCGAUAUUAUUUCCUGAUUUUAUAGGUUGGCGAGCUACAUCGAUGCACGUGUAUGACAAUGCGUACAUCACCAAUAUCCUUGAGCCUUCCCAAGGAUGGAGGAGUUUAACAUGGUGCCGGGUGGAGAGGUGCCCCAAGUUACACACGGUAUUUACUGUUCCCCAGGGCAGUGUAUACAACAACCUUGCUUACAUUGAGACAUUCUGGGCAUCCCAGCUUCUCUCUGUACGCUACAUCUGGGACACGACAGUUGAAGGUUUAUUUUUCGAGCUGAAAUUUUUGCACCUGGACCACUGCCCUAGGCUCAUACAUGUGCUCCCCUUGCACCAAAACUAUUGGUGGCAUCCGACGCGUUUGGAAACCCUUGAGAUGGUGUACUGUGGUGAUCUCAGGGAGGUGUUCCCUUUGAGCCCUGAGCUUCAGGAACAGGAUAAGAUCAUAGAAUUUCCCGAGCUGAGGCGCAUCCACCUGCAUGAGCUCCCCAUGAUGCCGCGCAUCUGCGGGCGCAGGAUCUCCGCGCCAAAACUCAAGACCAUCAAGGUCAAGGGUUGCUGGAGCCUCAAGCGUCUGCCGGCCGUCGGACGCGACACCAAGCCACCCAAGGUGGAUUGUGAGAAAGAAUGGUGGGACAAGCUGGAGUGGGACGGGCUGGAGAAAUACCACCACCCGUCCCUCUACGAGCCCAGCCACUCGCUGUACUACAAGGCCCAGCUGCCCAGGGGCACGGUUCUCAGGUGA